CCAAUUUAAUUUAUCUAAAAUCAAAAUCUCUUGAAUAAUAAAUUAAAACCAAAGUCAUAGGUUAAGCUUGAACAAUUUACCAAGUCAACAUGUAUGUCAUUGUAUCUACAAGGGCUAAUGAAGUAGAAGUUUGGUCAAUGGCUAAGAAGAUGCUGAAUAGUUGAUGGAUGAUUUCCUAGAAAAUGCUGAGAAGCUGUUAGAUGCUUUCCCUCCGGGAAGAAAACUUGGUCUUGUCAUCCCCACCUUUUAACACUCAAUUUCUCUAUUUAUUCCCAGUUUCUGGAAGAGUUGUGAAGCAUCGGCUCUCAUCCUUGCAGAAACUCCUCUGAAAAUUCAUCAGGGACAGGGAGCAAAAGCUAAGAAAAUGGAAUCAUCCCUUUUCAAGGCGAUUGCAACCAAUGACAUGUUCACUUUCUUCCAACUAGUUCAAGACAAAGAUCAUCUCAGUGCCAGGACGGCCAGAUCUAGGAACACGGUAUUACACCUGGCUUCGAGGUUCGGACACCAUGAAAUGGUCUCCAAAAUUAUAAAGUUGGAUCCUAGAACGACUGAAGAUUGUAAUAAGAAGGGGGAGACCCCAUUGCAUGAGGCCUGUCGGCAUGGGCAUGCCAAUGUUGUAAUGAUGCUAUUAGAGACCAAUCCCUGGGUUGGUUGCGUGCUUAACCAUGAAGACCAGAGUGCAAUGUUCUUGGCUUGCAGCAACGGGCACCUGGAGGUGGUGAAGCUCAUUUUGAACCAGCCUUGGUUAAUGGAAUUUGAGGAAGAUGGGUCUGAUCUGACUUGUCUUCAUGUCGCUGUAUCAAGAGGGCACACAGAUGUGGUUAGGAAGAUAUUAGAGGUAUGCCCCGACUUUGCUCCAAAGACUGACAAAAAGGGAUUUUCAGCAUUGCACUAUGCUUGUUGUGGGGACAAUUUGGAGAUAGUAAAAAUGCUUCUUCGGCUUGACCCAGGUCUUGCUAUGAAAUUUGAUAACAGCCGUUGUACUCCAUUGCACUUGGCAGCCAUGAAAGGGAAAGGUGCAGUCUUGGAGGAAUUCCUGGCCAUAGUUCCCACUUCUUUUCAGUUUCUCACAUCUGAGGGAGAGACAGUAUUUCAUCUCAUCGUAAGAUUCAACCAAUACAGUGCCUUUGUAUGCUUGGCACAGGUUUUUGGUGAUACACUUCUCUUCCAGCGACCAGACAGAAAUGGUAACACCAUCUUACAUCUUGCAGUUUCUGCAUGGCGCCAUCGGUUAGCAGAUUACAUCAUCAAUAAAACAGGGGUGGAGAUCAAUUUCAGGAACUCUAGAGGCCAAACAGUGCUUGACAUCCUCAAUCAGGCUGGAAGCACUUCCAAAAACAUGCAUCUUGAAGACAUGAUAAAGAAAGCUGGUGGUAAAAGGAGCAUUGAAUUGUCGUCCCUUAUGCCAUUGAUUGAGGGAACAAGUCCCCAGCCUCUGGCACAUGAUGAAAGACCCGAAGAUGUACAUGGUGAAGAACUCAAAAUUCCUCUGGACUUUGGGACACACUCUGAAAGCCGGUUCGAAUUGCCCACAGAAGACAAACUAGGCAAUCACACAACAGAGCACCUGCCUGCAUUAGACAUUGAAAAGAAUUUUGGGGUUGAUUUACUCAACCAUCAAGUUGAAGAGAAAUCUGAAAUUCAGGAUGAUAAUCAGUCUGAACCAAGGACGAUUGGAUCUUGGGCAUACAUUUAUCCCCAACACUUGACAAAUAGAACCAAGAGUUCCUCAAGCAGUUUGCGAAGACACAAGCAUCUCAGUCAAAGACACAGGAGAGACCUACUUGAGCUUCACCAAAUUCGUCAGAAUAGGCAAAAUGAAAUAUACAAAGAAGCCCUUCAAAAUGCCAGGAACACAAUUAUACUAGUCGCAAUUUUGAUCGCCACGGUUACUUUCACAGCAGGCAUAAGCCCUCCUGGUGGUGUCUACCAAGAUGGACCACUGAAAGGCAAAUCCACAGUAGGCAGAACAAUAGCUUUCAAGAUCUUCAUGAUAAGCAACAACAUCGCAUUGUUUUCAUCUCUCUGCAUCGUCAUAGUCCUAGUCAGCAUCAUCCCCUUCCAGAGAAAAUCACUGGUAAGGCUACUGGUGGUUGCUCACAAGGUCAUGUGGGUGGCAGUAUCGUUCAUGGCUACAGCUUAUGUUGCAGCAACAUGGGUGAUUAUACCACAUGACAGGGGAACCAAAUGGACACUUGAGCUUCUACUUUCUUUGUCUAUUGGAACAGUAGGAAGUGUUUUUGUUUAUCUAGGUGUGAAGUUGGUAAGACACCGACUAACGAAGUUGAAGACGAGGAGAGAAAAACAUACGAAGUCGAAAGGGAUGAAACAAAUAGAAGAGGCAGUGCCUGCUGCUGACAAACGUAACAAUAUCACACAAUCCAGCUACUCUGAUGUUGAUAGUGCUCUGUUUCUAGGACAAGGAUUUCAUGUAUACUAAACAUUUGCACCGAUAAAAUCGUUUUCUCUACAAGUUUUAUUAGUACUGAAUUUGUUGACAGAGUACAA
Vitis vinifera (wine grape) is the source of this 2508-nucleotide messenger RNA. RefSeq names its product ankyrin repeat-containing protein ITN1. Lineage: Eukaryota; Viridiplantae; Streptophyta; Magnoliopsida; Vitales; Vitaceae. The transcript is spliced from 4 exons. Gene Ontology annotation, molecular function: protein phosphatase 1 binding; protein phosphatase regulator activity. The coding region runs from base 365 to 2440 and encodes 691 amino acids. The record is from RefSeq and is a predicted model, not a curated record. Gene Ontology annotation, cellular component: plasma membrane.